UUUACAAAUUUUAAUAUGUUGAUACUAAUGACAAAAUGGAGGUCAAAUUUGAUAUUGACGAUUUUCACUUUCACUAAUCAUCAGUAAUGGUUCUUGUGAUAUUGCCAGGACACAAAUAAAUGUUAAUAAAUCCGGUUUGCUGUCGUUGUGACAGCCUCUUGUUACCUAUGAAAGGGGACGUAGUCUGUAUGAAUUAUUUUUUUUAAUUCAAACAGGUUUAAAAAAAGAAACAGAAAUACUGUAACACUUCCAAUUUUGGUGCUGUUGAUAGAGUUUUUAGUGGUGACGUUAUUUAAAUUAUGACGUCAUUUUCAAUGUAAACAAAGAAACACUGUUAUCAGAUUUAUUUUAUAUUGCUACUCCAUAUGAACUAUAUAGUGAUGAAGAUGGCAUAACAGUUCAUCUUAAACACCCACGAAGUGAACAUUUUGCAAUUAAAUACCGUGGGUAUUCUAAGAAAUUAGAGUCCACACAUUCCAUUGUUCUCAAUUGGAGGAAUAACGAAGGACUUACAGAGAAAAUUAACUUAUUAGGGAAAAUACAAGAUUAUUUAUACAAGGAAACAAAGAAUGAAAUUUUGCAGAAAGAUUACAGUGACAUGGAAAACCCUGAAAAGUUCAAGAAUGAUGCACUUCAGUUCUUGGAAUUUGCCUACAAAAAUGGGUGGUUUAUUUCAAUGCAAGUGUGUAUGUUAGCAGCAGAUCAUCUUAAAGGUUAUGAGGGGAAAAAAGCAAAAACUAAGGAAACAUAUUAUCAAACAGCAUUAAGUUACAAACCAGAACUGAAAAUACAAGGACACCCAGUUAUUUAUGGAAAAUGUCUAAUGUUUCUGGUUAAAUAUAAAAGUUUCUGGACAGAUACGUUAAGAGUGAUAGUUAAAUGUGGUGACAAAGAAAGCUUUAAAAGUCCUAAAAUAUAAUGGUUUAAUUCCACAGACACAGUUAAAAUCUGUGAAACCAAGCCAUACAAAACUGUUGGAGCAAAAUUAGCUUGGUCUAUAGAACAUGGGGGAGUUGGUUGUAUAUUUUAUGAGAUGGCAUGUGGUCGGCCAUUGUUCCCAGGGUCAACAGUAGAAGAUGAACUUCAUUACAUAUUUAAAAUUCUAGGAACACCAAAUGAAACUCAGUUCCCAGGACUUAGUAAAAAUGAGGACUAUUUGUCUUAUAACUUUCCUUUCUAUAAGCCAGAACCACUUAUUAAUGUAGCACCAAGAUUAGAUGGAGAUGGUUUAGAUUUGUUAUCAAAACAUUUACUGUAUACAGCUAACAGAAGGUGCUCAGCUGCAGAGGCAAUGAAAUAUCCUUUCUUCAACAGUUUGGGACCAAGUGUACAUAGGUUACCAGACACUGUAUCUAUAUUUACACUACCUGGUAUAAUAUUACACAAAGAUCCUGGAAUGAGGUCCUCAUCAUUAUCAUCUACAGGUAAAAUAAGAAGACAGAGUAUGCUGUUUUGAUCCAUGUGACAUGAUUAGAUUAUGUAUUUAACUGAGCUUGCUGUUUUAAUCCAUGUCAUGUGAUUAAAUCAUGUGACUGACAUGUGAUACAUUUCAUGUGUUAAUCAAAGCAAAUAUUUCUUAUGUGCAAACCAGUGCUUUUGAAUGACAAACUAUACAUAUGAUAAUUGCUGUUAAUUGAUUUUGUAGUAUAAAACUAGUGUGUGCAUGCUAUAAUUACAUUUUUAACCGUAUUUUCACAGGAAAAAUUGGUUAUUUACUAGUUACCUCUCAUUUUUUAGUUAACCAUAUUUUCAAAGGAAAUAUUGUUUAUUUACAAGUUACCUCCCAUUUUUAAGUUGACUUAAAAAUGAAAAUUAAAAUAACACAAGGUCUUGUAUUUUUAUUUUAAAAUUUUUACUUGUCAAACCAAAUAUGAAACUAUAUGAAUUUCAUCGAUAUUCAGAAUAGAGUUGUUAGUAGAGUAGCAUACCCGUAGCCAGGGGGGUUCGGGUUGAAAACUAAUAAGGACUGUUAAAGUCGAUGUUCUGUUCGAAUUGUGACUGUUAAAGUCGAGUUUGUGAGUCAAACGAACCCCCCUUUGAAAAUUCCUGGCUACGGGCCUGAGUAGCCAAGAUCACAUUAGUUUAAUAGAAAUACCAUUUUGACAGUUUUCAGUACCAUGUAUAAGAUAGUAAUUAUAUGUUGAUUGCUAUGCUGGUUUUCAAAGAUAACAUAUUUUAAAGUUGGACAGUAGAUAUAUUUUGUAUUUAAUGAAAUAACAUAUCAUGCUUGGUGCUUUUCAUAUAAUUGCAAUUUUUUUAUGACAAAACUUUUUUUUGCUUUAAGUGCUUUAGAAUAAUAAUACUUUUUUUUUAAUAAUGCACAAAAUCAGUCAUUUUAUAAAUAAGAUUGUGGACAAGCUCUAACAUAAUAAUUUUGGAGUUCUUAAUUUUUCUACUCACUGCAUUAGUGAAAAGAUUUGUUAAAAUUCUAGAAAAUAGUAUCUCAUAUAAAGUCAUAGUAUACAUAAUAAUUUGAAAGUGCUAAAAAAAGAAAAAAGUGUCCCAUGAAGAUUAAUUUGGAAUGAAAGUUGUCAUGAGUGCUUAUUUUUUUUUUAAAGUUUACAUAAUUAAUGAAAAUUUAAAGAAAUUUUAAAAGCAUGAAAGGCUUUAUUUAUUAGGAAAGCUGAGUCUUACAGACUUAUCAUUUUCAAUAGAAAAAAUUCUUGUAGCUGCCAUCUUGAACUUCAUCUUCAUUCAACCAUGUAACAAGUUUGUUUAACUCAGGCAAACAUUUUAAAGGGUGUUAUUAAUUAUUAUAAUUCUUCUUGAUGUGUAUAUUGAAAAGAAACCACCGAUUUUUCAUCAUUGGUCAUUUUAACUGUGCCAUGUGAUGUAUUUGUUCAUUGUAUUGUAAUGUAAGAUUGUAACAUAAAUUGUAACAGUUGAUGACAUAGAACACUACAAAUAAUGACAUAGUACACUACAAAUUAUGACAUAGUACACAUAUUAUGACAAUGAAGACACUAGCCUAGUGUUGCAUGGAAUAGUUAACAAAACAAGACAAUGUUUGUAUAGUAUUUUUAUAAAUAAGUUUAUAUUAAACUUUUGAUUACACCAAUGAUCAUAAUUGUUUACAACGGAGAAUAAUGGGAAUAUACAUUGCUUUCAGGA
Mytilus trossulus (common blue mussel) is the source of this 3111-nucleotide messenger RNA. Its product is annotated as cyclin-dependent kinase 17-like. Gene Ontology annotation, biological process: signal transduction. Bases 1034 to 1456 code for a protein of 140 amino acids. The transcript is spliced from 10 exons. Gene Ontology annotation, molecular function: protein serine/threonine kinase activity; protein serine/threonine/tyrosine kinase activity. Gene Ontology annotation, cellular component: cytoplasm. The record is from RefSeq and is a predicted model, not a curated record. NCBI's taxonomy places the organism in Eukaryota, Metazoa, Mollusca, Bivalvia, Mytilida, Mytilidae.